AUGGCCGACCCCAUCACCGACGCGCCUGUGAUCGAUGAGUUUGCGCAAACCCGUGGCGGGGAUGAUUUAUUCGACGAUGAGAUCGUUCCCGUCUCUGUGGAGGGGCAAGUACAGGCCGAAAUUCCAGUACCGGAGGAGAACGCUGCACCUGUGGAGAGCCAACCGUCACCUCGCAUAGACACCCCGCCGCGUACGCGUGGAACCGAAAAGCGAGGGCGAGGGAGGGGAAGAGGACGCGGCGGACGCGGUUCACAUCGGGGUCGUGCAGAUGGAGUACCGAGGGCGAAGUCGAUUGACAAUGCCGUCGAACGUGGCGAUAACGCUACAGAGGAUUCAACACGCGAUACGCCAGUCGAGGCAUUAGAACAGCUUACAAUCGAGGAUGAAACUCAACAAGAGGCUAAGUCAGCCGGGGCAGCAAUUGGAGACGAACCACCACGUGUUCCAGCUGUUCGUGGAGAUCGGAGUGCUACUGGUGGUCUAAAAAAGCCCAAACUCACAGAGGAAGAGCUAUCUCGACGCAUCGCCGCCGCCAAAGAGAAUGCCGCGAAAAGAGCUGCUGCACAUGCGCGCGCGGAAGCCGAUCAAGCUUCUUUUCUUGAACGCGAAAAGGUUGCAGAGGAGAAACGCCGCCAGGAACGCCAGAACCGUCGCGCAAUGGACACCGAGCGUGAACGCAAUCGACUGAGAAAGCUCGAGGCUCUGAACGGAAGAGAAUGGGACGCCUCUAAGCGCGAAGAAGACUACAAUCCUCGCGGUGGCCGAGGACAAUUCCGACGGGGAAUGCAUGGGGGAGUUUCAGGACACGUGCGACGGGAUUUCGAAGUGGACACACGCGCGGAGGAGGACAGCGCAGAUGGGCGUCAGCAAUACAACAGUGGUCGGGGCCGAGGACGUGGACGAGGUGGUCGCGGACGGGGCGGAUCUCGCGGAGCUCGAGCAGGUACUGGGGGCUUCGAUGGGACGUCGGAGAAGCCUGUUUCAGCGGAGUCUUCAGCUACCUUGGUCAUCGACAACGAACAAGAUUUUCCAGCUCUUCCUGGCAAUAACAAGAAAGUGGAAAAGCCAUCAGAAAAAGCCCCUGCUGCGCUGGACAAGCUGGAAACACUGUCGCCUGUGACUGGAGCUACUUGGGCCGACCAGGUCGAGGCGCAACCGGAGUAG
Messenger RNA from Aspergillus clavatus NRRL 1, 1164 nucleotides. RefSeq lists its product as uncharacterized. The coding region runs from base 1 to 1164 and encodes 387 amino acids. Lineage: Eukaryota; Fungi; Ascomycota; Eurotiomycetes; Eurotiales; Aspergillaceae. The record is from RefSeq and is a predicted model, not a curated record. The transcript is spliced from 2 exons.